Messenger RNA from Drosophila albomicans, 7345 nucleotides. It is a transcript of the gene Tollo, whose product is annotated as toll-like receptor Tollo. Bases 511 to 4620 code for a protein of 1369 amino acids. The transcript has a single exon. Gene Ontology annotation, molecular function: protein binding. Lineage: Eukaryota; Metazoa; Arthropoda; Insecta; Diptera; Drosophilidae. Gene Ontology annotation, biological process: signal transduction. The record is from RefSeq and is a predicted model, not a curated record.
UUCGAGCAGAGCGCACGCGUUGUCGGUUAAACGAAUCGAAACGAAGUGAAACGAAGUAAUGAAUGAGACGAGUGCUCGCAAGUUGUACGAAAUAGAGAAAAAAUAUUUAUCAAAGUCGAAAUAAAAAAAAGUAUCACAGUCGCAAUCGCACCCCCCACUUGGAUUACGGUCAGCGCGAAUGAGCCAACAAACAAACAAGAAAAUCAAAUUAAAAAUACCAACAAAUCGAAUGAGUGCGAAAGAGGAAAUCUAAAGAAAAAUAGCAUAUAAAAAAAGUUUAUAGCCACUACCAUUAUAUGGUGUAGAUGGUGUGUGUGGUGUUCUGUGUGUUUUAUUAUUACUACACGCUCUCGUGGAUUGUGCAAACAACAAUUCGAUAAAAGAUAUUCCAAAAUAUCCCACAAAAAUGGCCUGCAAAUAACCCCGCGACAACAACAACAAAAUUGCAACAAAAUCCACAUAGUAUCCCCAUCCUCUCCAGUCAAAAACCGGAGACAAUAACCAUACAAAAUGCUGGCCAGCCACAUGCUCUACGUCCUCAUUGCCAGCUGUGUCAUGCCCAUCUUUGGGGCGGCACUGAGCAAGACGGUGUUGUACCAGGCACCCGACGAAUGCCGCUGGAGCGGCGGCGGGGAGCACGACAUCACACUGGUCUGUCAUCUGCGCACCAUCAACUCGGAGCUGGAGAACACCAACUUCAGUGUGAUCCAACCGCACAACACGGUGCGAUUACGCCUCGAGUGCAGCGAUGCUCUGUUCUUCCAGAGCAGUCUCAGUCCCGAUAGCUUUCGAUCGCUGGUCGAGCUACGUGACCUGACCAUCGAGUACUGCAAGUUGGGCAAUCUCACAGAUGGUUCAUUUCGUGGACUGCACGAACUGCGCAAUCUAACGAUACGCACUCACAAUGGCGACUGGUCAACGAUGUCGCUGGAGAUGGCAUCGAAUAGUUUUGUCGAGUUUCGGCAACUGGAACGUCUCGACUUGAGUCUGAAUAACAUUUGGCUAAUACCCGAUGGCAUGGUGUGUCCGUUAAAGUCGCUGCAACAUCUAAAUGCAUCGUACAAUAAAAUCCAAGACAUAAGCAACUUUUACUUUGGCGCCUCGUUGAGUUCGAGGAAGUCGCGCGUUUGCGGCUCGACGCUGCAAUCGCUGGACUUGAGUGCCAACAAAAUGAUCAGUCUGCCGUCGGCCAUGUUAUCGGCGCUGGUGCGUCUGACCCACUUGAAUAUGGCACGCAAUAGCAUGAGCUUUCUGGCCGAUCGAGCGUUCGAGGGUCUCAUAUCGCUGCGUGUCGUCGAUCUUUCAGCCAAUCGUCUGACCUCGCUGCCCCCCGAACUCUUUGCCGAAACUAAGCAGCUGCAGGAGAUUUAUCUGAAAAACAAUUCCAUUAACGUUUUGGCGCCUGGCAUCUUCAGUGAACUCGCCGAGUUGCUGGUGCUUGAUCUGGCCAACAACGAGCUCAACUCACAGUGGAUCAAUGUGGAGACAUUUGUGGGUCUGAAGCAGCUGGUCAAACUCGAUUUGUCGGCCAAUAAAAUCAGUCGCCUGGAAGCGCACAUCUUUCGCCCCCUGGCCAGUCUACAGAUCUUGAAGCUAGAAGAGAACUACAUUGAUCAGCUGCCCGCUGGCAUCUUUGCCGAUCUCAGCAAUCUGCACACACUCAUUCUGUCCAACAAUCGCAUCUCGGUGAUUGAGCAGCGCACUCUACAAGGACUGCACAAUCUGCAGGUGUUGUCACUGGACUACAAUCGACUGGCCAAACUGGAUGCACGAUCACUGAUCAAUUGCACACAGCUGCAGGAUCUCCAUCUCAAUGACAACAAAUUGCAAGCGGUGCCUGAGGCUUUGUUGCAUGUGCCACUGCUCAAGACUUUGGAUGUGGGCGAGAAUAUGAUCAGUCAGAUUGAGAAUACGAGUGUGACACAACUGGAGAAUCUCUACGGACUCCGCAUGACGGAGAAUUCGCUAACACACAUACGCCGUGGUGUCUUCGAUCGCAUGCGUGCACUGCAGAUACUUAAUUUAUCCGGCAACAAACUGAAAUCAAUUGAAGCAGGAGCUUUAUUGAAGAACACUCAACUGCAGGCCAUACGCUUGGAUGGCAAUCAGCUGAAGAGCAUUGCGGGUUUGUUUACAGAACUGAACAACCUUGUCUGGCUGAAUAUAUCGGGUAAUCGGUUGGAGAAAUUCGAUUACUCGCACAUACCCUACGGACUGCAGUGGCUGGAUGUGCGUGCCAAUCGCAUCACCCAGCUGGGCAACUACUUUGAGUACGACAAUGAGCUGAGCCUGACCACCUUCGAUGCCAGCUACAAUUUGCUGUCGGAGAUCACCGCCAACUCGAUACCGAACAGCGUCGAGGUGCUGUAUCUGAAUGACAAUCAGAUUAGCAAAAUCCAACCGUAUACGUUCUUCAAGAAGCCCAAUCUCACACGUGUCGAUCUCAUACGCAACAAGCUGACCACGUUGGAACCGAAUGCACUCAGGCUAUCCCCGAUCGCCGAGGAUCGCGAGAUACCCGAGUUCUAUAUUGGACACAAUGCGUACCAAUGCGAUUGCAAUCUCGAUUGGCUGCAGAAGAUCAAUCGCGAGUCACGCACACAGCCGCAGCUCAUGGAUCUCGAUCAGAUCUAUUGCAAAUUAUCGUAUGCACGCGGCGCCACGCAUGUCUCGCUCAUUGAGGCCAAGUCCAAUGAUUUUCUCUGCAAAUACGAAUCGCAUUGCUUUGCGCUGUGCCACUGCUGCGAUUUUCAGGCCUGCGACUGCAAAAUGGAAUGUCCCGAUCGUUGUUCCUGCUAUCACGAUCAGUCCUGGACCUCCAAUGUUGUCGAUUGCAGUCGUGCCAGCUACGAACGCACGCUGCCCUCCCACAUACCCAUGGAUGCCACACAAUUGUAUCUGGAUGGCAACACAUUCACCGAGCUGCAGAGUCAUGCGUUCAUCGGUCGUAAGCGCCUCAAGGUGUUGCAUUUGAAUCAUUCACGCAUCGAGACGCUGCACAAUCGCACCUUCUAUGGGUUACUCGAGUUGGAGGUACUGCAAUUGCAGAACAAUCUGUUGCGUCAACUCAAUGGCAAUGAGUUUCAGGGUUUGGACAAUCUGCAAGAACUCUAUCUGCAGCAUAAUGCCAUUGCCAGCAUUGAUACACUCACCUUUACCCAUCUGUAUCAUCUGAAGAUACUGCGACUCGAUCACAAUGCCAUUACCUCAUUCGCCGUGUGGAACUUUUUGCCCAGCUACCUCAACGAGCUGCGUCUCGCUGGCAAUCCUUGGAGCUGUCGCUGCGAGUUCAUUGACAAGCUGCGCGAUUACAUGGGACGUCAUGAGUAUGUGCAAGAUCGUCAAAAGCUGCGUUGCCAGCUACCCGGGAAUGGCACCCAAGAGCAGCCUCUGCAAAUGGCUAUCUAUGCGGCAUCCGCCGGUGCUGAUUCCCUGUCUGUGGUGCAGUGCAGCCAAACAAUGCAGCUGGGACUCGACAACAGCUUCAACUAUGCGGAACGUGCUGGUGAAGCAGGAGAUGCCAUCGGUGGCAACAUGACCUCCACUAAGAUGAUACUCACCCAGCCACCCAAACAGGAUUAUAUCCCCAUCUUGGUGGCCAUACUCACUGCGUUUAUAUUCAUCAUGAUCUGCACGCUGUUGGUGUUCAUCUUCCGGCAGGAGAUGCGUGUCUGGUGUCACUCGCGCUUCGGUGUGCGACUCUUCUACAACGGCCAAAAAGAUGUGGAUAAGAAUGAACGUGAAAAACUGUUCGAUGCCUUCAUCUCAUAUUCCUCCAAGGACGAACUGUUUGUCAACGAGGAGCUGGCACCAAUGCUGGAGCUGGGCGAACAACGCUACAAACUGUGCCUGCAUCAGCGUGACUUCCCCGUGGGCGGUUAUCUGCCCGAAACCAUUGUCCAGGCCAUCGACAGCAGUCGUCGCACAAUCAUGGUUGUCUCCGAGAACUUCAUCAAGUCCGAGUGGUGUCGCUUCGAGUUCAAGUCGGCGCAUCAAUCGGUGUUGCGCGAUCGUCGGCGUCGCCUUAUUGUCAUUGUGCUAGGAGAGGUGCCGCAGAAGGAACUGGAUCCCGAUCUGCGUUUAUAUCUGAAGACGAACACGUAUCUGCAGUGGGGCGACAAGUUAUUCUGGCAAAAGUUGCGCUUUGCUCUGCCGGAUGUUUCCUCAUCGUCGUCGCAUGGCCAGCGUGCCCCGCAACCUUGCCACGCGCCCAUCAAUCAUCCCGCCUACCAUCAUCAUCAUCAUGUGCAUCAGCAGCAGCAGCUGCCAUUGCCAAUGCCGUUGCAUGCAGCGCCGCCGCCGACGUCGUCGUCGCAUUCGCAUCCUCCGCAUCCGCAUCAUCAGCAGCAGUUUAUGCUGCCACCGCCGCCGCUGCAGCCGGGCAGCUUUCGACGUCAGCCAUCGACGCAGCAAUCGCAUCGCGGCAACAACAACAAUCAACAGCAGCAGCAACAACAAGCAGCGCUGCUAAUGGGUGGCAGCGCAGCUGGCGUUGGCGCAGCAGCGAACGCUUCGCCGCAAAUGAUUCCGUUAGCGGGCGGCAUACAGCAGCAGAGUUUGCCGUUGCCGCCGCAGUCAGCGUCGCAGCCAACGCCGGCGUCGCGUAAUCUGCACAUGUGAGUGGGAGCAAUGGUGAAGUAAGAGGAAGAAUGAGUGAGAUCGUUUAGAGCUUUUAGGCGCAGCUUAAAAGCUUGCUAGGAGUCCUAAAGGGCAAAAAGGGAAAGAGAGAGAGAAAGAGAGUAAGUCAGAGAGUGAGAAGCAGGCUGACAGCAAGUUCAAGUGCAGUUUAAAGCUCCAUAGAAACAAAAACAAUGCAAUUAUUUUUUUACAUAUCGAAAGCAGAAGUUCGCCAUGGGAUUUAGUUCAGUUUGGUUCAUUUGAAUGCAACCAGCGACAUGGAAUCAAAGAUUCAAGCCCCGCAGCUCAGUUUUUGUUGAAUAGGAUUCAGUUUGUGUUUUAAACUCGUUAUUUUUGAACCCCACAAUUGACAUGAGGCUUACGAGCUUUGCAGAAAGCUUUCAUCCACGCUUCCCCCUAGCAAAUGCAAUGUGAGCCACAGUCACAAGUCACAGUCAAUAUGCAAAUGAAAAGCGUUUAGCGAUAAAAGCCUAGUUACAUGUUAAAAUAGCUGCAGCAAACGGCAACAACAAAAAUAAAUGCAACAGCUAAGGGGCAAACGAGUAAAAGAAAGAUGAACAACAAUAUCAGCAACAGCAGCAGCAACAACAACAACAACAGUAAACCGUAAAAUACCAAAUAGUCGUGGGCAGAGGCGGGUGGCAACUAAAGAGCGAGAGGGGAAGAGAGAGCGAGACGAGACGAGCCAAUUGUUGUUGGCCCUGUUCUGUUUUCUUACGGCCAGCUAUUUUCAGUUUCCUGGCUCGUAGCAAGAUUCAGAAAAUUGAUGUUGCAUGCAACAACCAGUUGGCAACAAAAGGGGGCAGACAGACGACGCAACGUAGCAGACGCAGCCAAGGCCCAAAACAAUUUUUUUCCUCUGCCUGUUUCUUUUUCUUUUUCUUUUUUUUGUUUUGUUUUUGUUUUUGUUGUUAUUUUCUCUACGUACCACCAUCUUUUGCUGUAGUUGUUGUCGAUUUCGUUUGUUGUUGCAACGUUCACUCGUUAGUUCAUCUUAACUGCUGCAUUUUACAGUAACAAGCGUGUGUGUGUGGGACACAGAAAAUAGGCAACAUCAGAGAGCUCAUGUCUAGGAGCAAAAACAAAACGGGCGAACGAAGAGCAGGAAAAACAAAAGAAAAAUGAAAAGAAAAUUGUAGCAACAUAGACAAAAAAAAGUGCGACAUGAGCUGAGCGUCAGGGCCAUUGCAUUGAGUCAGUCAGAGUCAGAGCCACAGCUCUAGACCGGCAACAGACAGUUACUGGGAUACGUCGCAGCUGCAACACACACACACACACACACACACAAACAGACAGUUAGUUUUUAGGAGCCAGCUACACGUGCCGAUUAGCCAGAGUUGCUCACACAGUUGUCGAAGGCGAAAAGAUCAAGCAGCAUGCAGAAAAGCAAGGCGAAAACUUUUGACAAAGGUCAGACCAGAAGAUAAACCAAAGUGAAAAGCUUGCCAGGCAGCCCAGCACUUCAACGAUCUGGCAGCACUGCACUAUUAAGUUGGCUGCGCCAUCGACAAAAUUAGUAAAUUGGCAAUGUGUGACCUUGCUGAGGCACUUUGAAAGUUUCCCCUAUGCAACAAUUUCCCAGGCUGCAUUUUGCUGAGAGUUGCGACCUCACAAACUAGAAAAUCCUCAAGUGAAAUAGAGAAAAAGAUUCGCACGUGUGCCGCUGGCCCAAACUCUCGAUUCGUGUCGUGUCUUGUACUUGGGCCAAGGCAUUCAGCAAAAUCAAACUAACAAAUGCGCUUUCACAGCUACAGCUAAAACUACACACAGACAGACAGACAGACACAACAUAGCAAUGCAGCAGAUAAAUAGAGGAAACAUGUAACAGAAUAGAACAGAACAGAACCGAACAAAGCAAAGCAAAGCAAAGAGAACUGAGCUUGAACAGUGCUACAGAUUAGUUGGAUGCGAUUAAAAUCUACCUUGUUGUUGUUUGUUACGCCUGUUUUAGUUCUUCCUCUCUCAUUCUUUCUCUAUUUGUCUCACUCACUCUUCAAGUUCAACUGAAUGCAUUCCAAAAGCAAGAAACUAGUUAACUGUUAGCCUGUGUAAAAUUGUAAAUAAAUCUUUUGAGUUAGGAUCCAAUUUAAACUCCCGCUUAAAUGUUAAAUUGUACGUUUAUUUGUUUAAUAAUUGUGAUAUUUUGUUUGAUUAAGCUUCAAUUAUAUUAUUAUUAUAUACGAGUAUGUGAAGAAUACGAACACGAACUAUUAAUUUUACGACACUUUUGCCACCAUCAUUUGUCCUAUCAACAAAUAACAGUAAUAAUAAUGUAUUUAAAUCGUAAACUCUUCUCCUCAUAAGUUAUGUUAGUCCAUAAGUUAAUUAGCUCGAAUCCCGAACUCACCCACACACAUACUCACUCACACACACAAACGAAUUUAUCCCAUCAAUAUAUACAGCCAUAUUAACUCUACAAAAUGUCACAUUUGUGGGUGUGAGUGAGAGUGUGUGUGGUGUGGUGUAAAAACGAAAUAUAGAAAAGCAUAAAUCGACUGAUUAUAUCUAGACAUGUGCAGAUACAUGUAUCUGGUAGCUAUAACUCUUCAUAUUGAUAUUCGCAAUGUGCUCGUCGUUGUAAAUAUAUAUUUUAGCUGUAUAACUAUAACUGUAUUCUUGUAUUCUGAUUUUUAUUGGUAACUUUAUGUUUUCUAGUUUAUAGCCAAAAAAAAAAACAAAAAAGUGACAAAAAUUAUAUAAAUAUAUC